Prorocentrum cordatum is the source of this 1374-nucleotide messenger RNA. Lineage: Eukaryota; Dinophyceae; Prorocentrales; Prorocentraceae. The record is from the annotation of a GenBank genome assembly.
GUCCAGCCGCAGGGCCUCCGCGAGCACUCCAAGCUCAACUGGGCCCCUGCGGCGGUCGCGCCCAUGGGCAUCAGCGAGGAAUUUGUCACGCAGAGGUUCGAGGCCACCGGGCACAACGCCUCGCUGCAGAUCCUUUGCCACAACCCCCGACGACGCCGCCUCAAGUGUCGGAAGCUGGAGGGCGCCUUCCGCUCGCGGGCCCUCAUCCUCAUCCAGGAGAGCCACGGCUCGCAGGCGGAGCCGGAGACCAUGCUGGCUCGCCCCCCUUUUUCGGCCUCCUACCACGGCUACUUUCAGGGCCGCGAGUCUGGAGGCGCCGGUGGCCUCGCCGUCCUCGCGCCUGGCCUCGCGCGUGCGGAACGAGAACAGCUUCGCAACGAUGCUGCUGCUGGCCGCUCCCCGUCCUUCCUCAAGCCCGUCGCCACGCCCCGCAGCAUCGUCGACAGCCGCCCACAGCUCAUCACGAUCACCAACCACAACUCCGACCACGAGAUCCGCAUCCUCAACGCGCACAACUACGACCUCAACGACGCCCAGAAGGUCAGGCCCCGCGACGAGUGGACCACCCACACGCUGUGGUCCAACAGCGACCCGCUCCGCUUCGCGUUCAUCGCCAUGGGUGACUUCAGCUUCUCCGACGGGCCCUCGCAGUCGCACCUCGCCCCUCAGCCAGCCAGCGCCGCCAGACCGUCGAGGGCCGCUUGCCGCAGAACCAGAGCUUCUGGCGCCAGCCUCCAACGCCAUCGAGAUCAGCUCUGGCAUCCCGACCCACCUCUCCAAACGUCACCAGACGGGCACCACGAUCGACAGGGUCUUCGCUGCCAUUCCCGCCCCCUUUUCAUCCCGCGCCUCCACUGCGAGCUCAACAUCGCGCAGGACUCGUCGGCGCUUUCGGGCACGCGCUUCAGCGACCACGCCAUUAUGAAGCUCGCGAUCGAGACGCGCCAGCCACCGGCGAAGGACCAGCGCCCACUCCCCGAUUUCGUCUUUCGCUCCAAGCAGCACAAGUCCCUCGUCACGAAGAUGCCCAGCGAAGCAGAGCUGGACAACAUGAAGGACAUUCGCCGCUACGACGUCACGAUGCAGAUCAUGUUCCUGGCCGCCGACCUCGUCCGCAACGAGCUCCAGCGCCUUCCGCUCGGCACAGGCGACGUGAACGCGCUGGAGAGUAGGCGCCUCAAGCCCAGGGCGAUCGCCCGCGCGAUUUGGCGCGCCGAUCUGCCCACCGCCCGCCUCUUAGCUGCCACCGCAGAGCUUGGUCAGAGAUCCCUGGGCGCGUCGGGAUUCCCCCCGCAGCUGCGCGACUCGGCCGAGUUCCAGAAUGCCGCCAUCCGCGACAACCAUACGCGGCAUGAGCGCGAGCAGCACCUAGCG